UGAGGGUCAGGGCCGCUGUCGGGGGCGGAGAUUUCUUGGACUGGCAAUGAUCAUCAAAUGGAAAAAAAGUUUCUCCCGCUAUAACUAAGGGAAUGAAUGUUACAGAGUUCAACGUGGAAAGAAAAUCUGCGAAAAGAAGACCCACACCCCCUACUGGCCCGAGCCGUCCAUUGCUGCGGGAGAGAUGAAGGUCAGAGUACCGGAGGACCAAAGGGGCAGGUCUGGAAAGGGGCGGGGCUCCUAUAGUGGGAGGAGCCAAGGCCCUGCCCCCCUCCGUAGGACGAGUCAUUUCCGUCCGCCGAGAAACAGAGAAAGAAGCCGGUGGAGUUGCGGGCAGAGCGCCUCGGGCCGGACUUCCCUGGUCGCAAGUGGCAGGCCGGCGCUAGGGAUGGCCGAGGUGGAGCCCCAGGGCCGCCUGUGGCUGGAGAGCCCCCCUGGGAGUGCGCCCCCCAUCUUCCUGCCCUCGGACGGGCAAGCCCUGGUCCUCGGCCGGGGACCCUUGACCCGGGUUACCGACCGGAAGUGCUCCAGAAACCAAGGUGGGCGGGGCCGGGGCUGCAGGGGGUGUGGCCCGCUGCUGGAGCGGGAACACAGUGCAGGAAAGCGGGACGGCCGGUCCCUGGAGCUGGUCGCAGACCCUGGGACUAAGACCGUGGCAGUGAAACAGAUGGGAAUUAACCCCUCAACUGCUGGGACCCAGGAGCUGAGUCCGGGGGCAGAAGGCUCUCUGAGGGUGGGGGACACACUGUAUUUGGUCAACGGCCUCCACCCGCUAACCCUGCGCUGGGAAGAGGCCCGCACGUCUGAAUCCCAGCAAGACACUCCACCCGGCACCCCUCCGGUGGCCCCAGACGCUUCAGGGGACGUUGAACCACCGAAGAAGAAGCGGAUGCGGAAGUCAUCCUCCGGCUGGGAGAAUUUUGAGAAGCUGCUAGUGUUUACAGCACCUGGGGUGAAGCCCCGGGGCAAGGUGGCCGCCUUUGAUCUGGAUGGGACCCUCAUCACCACCCGCUCUGGGAAGGUCUUUCCCACUGGCCCCAGUGACUGGAGGAUCUUGUACCUAGAGAUUCCCCGUAAGCUCCGGGAACUGGAUGCAGAAGGCUACAAGCUGGUGAUCUUCACCAACCAGAUGGGCAUCGGGCGCGGGAAGCUGCCGGCAGAGGAGUUCAAGGCCAAGGUGGAGGCUGUGGUGGAGAAGCUGGGCCUUCCCUUUCAGGUGCUGGUGGCCACGCACGCCGGCUUGUACCGGAAGCCGGUGAUCGGCAUGUGGGACCAUCUGCGGGAGCAGGGCACCGACGGAGCCAAGCAUCUCCAGGGAGAUGUGGAAGCAGGCUCCUUACUGCCGUCACCUGUCCCUCCCCAGGCCAACGAGGGCGUGCCCAUCUCCGUCGGGGACAGUGUCUUUGUGGGAGACGCAGCCGGACGCCCAGCCAACUGGGCCCCGGGGCGGAAGAAGAAAGACUUCUCUUGUGCGGACCGUCUGUUUGCCCUCAACCUUGGCUUGCCCUUCGCCACGCCGGAGGAGUUCUUCCUGAAGUGGCCUGUCGCCAGCUUUGUGCUCCCCACCUUUGACCCGAGAACCGUCUCCCCCUCGGGGCCGCUCUACCUCCCUGAGGCCAGCUCCCUCUUGAGUCACAGCCCUGAAGUGGUGGUCGCCGUGGGAUUUCCUGGGGCUGGCAAGACCACCUUCCUGCAGGAGCAUCUCGUGUCGGCUGGCUACGUCCACGUGAACCGGGACACCCUGGGCUCAUGGCAGCGCUGCGUGACCACGUGCGAGACCGCUCUAAAGCAAAGGAAACGGGUUGUGAUCGACAACACAAACCCGGACCCUCCUACCCGGGCCAGGUACAUUAAGUGCGCCCGGGACGCAGGGGUCCCUUGCCGCUGCUUCCUUUUCGGCGCCACGCUGGAGCAGGCGCGCCACAACAACCGGUUCCGCGAGAUGACCGGCUCCUCUCACGCCCCCGUGUCCGACGUCGUCAUGUUUGGCUACAGAAAGCAGUUCGAGGCCCCGACGCUGGCGGAAGGCUUCUCGGCCAUCCUGGAAAUCCCGUUCCGGCUGAAUGUGGAGCCUCCCCUCGAGCGGCUGUACCGCCAGUUCUCAGAGGGCUGAGCUGCCCCCGCCCCCCAACCCCCAAUAAAUGGUUUUCCUUUAA
Messenger RNA from Neofelis nebulosa (Clouded leopard), 2156 nucleotides. RefSeq names its product polynucleotide kinase 3'-phosphatase (gene PNKP). NCBI's taxonomy places the organism in Eukaryota, Metazoa, Chordata, Mammalia, Carnivora, Felidae. Gene Ontology annotation, molecular function: polynucleotide 3'-phosphatase activity; ATP-dependent polydeoxyribonucleotide 5'-hydroxyl-kinase activity; double-stranded DNA binding. The coding region runs from base 185 to 2113 and encodes 642 amino acids. Gene Ontology annotation, cellular component: nucleus. The transcript has 17 exons. Gene Ontology annotation, biological process: DNA repair. The record is from RefSeq and is a predicted model, not a curated record.